This is a messenger RNA of Amoebophrya sp. A25, 362 nucleotides long. Lineage: Eukaryota; Dinophyceae; Syndiniales; Amoebophryaceae. The record is from the annotation of a GenBank genome assembly.
CGUCGAAAACGGUUUUUUAUGUUAAGAUCGCAAGAACAUUGCUGGUAUGCAUUUUCACCCGGCACCAGUGAAACAACGACUCGCACUACCUGCAUUUGUAUCUAUAAUUGUCCUCUUUAAAAGUGCGACCCAGGUUUAUUCUCAACAAGAAGAUGAAUCUUUAUGCUGUCUGAAACAAAGGGACCUUUUCAUCUCCGGCAUUCUAGAUUAGAAACCAUUCCAGAUUAGAAGCAAAUCCCUUUAUUUAGUGUAGUAGUCGUGUACGUGUUCAUUAUCAUUUGUUUGCAACCUCUCAACUCUUUUCUACAAGCAAGGCUUCUACUCCACAAUAAAUUGAUCGCAAAAGUCUAGUCCUUUCUUCA